UGAUAGCUGCGACUUUGCCCUUUUUCUCCCACCAUUUCAUCUCGUACCAUUUCGCAUCUCGUAGCUUAUUCACAGAAAGCCGCGUUCGGUCAACACUAGACGAUUCACCCUGCACAAUGUCUUUAUCUGUUCCCGGCGUCCAGAGAAACGGAGUGCCGUCUUCAGCCUUAGUGGCGGACGGUUAUGCAAGCAACCACUUUGCUGGCAAGCAGGAGCAACUCCAAAAAGUAUGCGCGUAUGUCGAGCAGAAAGGUUUUAUUCCCAAGGAGCUGGUGUUGAAUGAAGUCUCAUGGUUCUAUGGAAACCUUGGAAUUGAUGACAUGUAUUUCCAACUUGAGAGUGUUGAAACCAUUGCUCAGCACAUCAUGGCGCUGUACGGAGCCAAGAUAUCAGCUUUCAUUAAGAAUGAACAGGCUUUGGACAUCGAGCUGGAGCGGGAAACUGAUGAGGGCGCAGUCUACAUUAACACAUCGCGCCCAGGCGUCUCAAAUACAGCCGGCCCCCAACACGAAAAGAGGAUCGAUGCUCGAUACCUGGACGGGAGCACCAAGAAUUUGGCAUAUCGUAUGGAAAGUUAUCGAUCCUCCGGCACAGUAUCAAGUUCUCUUUCCACCCAACUCCGUUGCUAUUUUGUCCGGAAAUGCAAUUUUGUCAAGGCUGAGCCUACCCUGGCAGAAGAAGCUGACAUUCGCCUUGUCAGCGACAGCACUUUCCUGGAAAAGGCAACCGAAAACACACUCGAGAUAUACUCAAAAGUCAUGAAACAUGCUCUCGUUCGAACCGGACCAGUAAUAGAAGUUUAUGAUAUCCCCAAGAGUCGUCAAAAGCGACUAGUCAUUGCAUUCAAACACCGAACAACACAAGGUCUUCUUGCAGCCAUUUCAGAUCUUUACCACUUUUAUGAAUUGUAUUCUACAAGAAAAUAUGUUGAAAACUUCUCCAAUGGAAUUACAAUUCACUGCAUGUACCUUGACCAAUUGCCAGGUAGCAAAGCGCCCCCGAUUGAAGCCUCCAUUUGGCAAGUAAUGAAGGAAGCCAGUUUGAUGUACUGUCUCCCUACAUCACCUCUCCAGCACUUCUUCCAAAGUGGCAGACUUAGUGUUCAGGAAACUGUUUACGGCUAUGUUGGAUGGAUUUUUGCGCAGCACUUCCUCAACCGUCUUGGGAACGAGUUCGUGGCUCUCUCAUCCGCGUUGGACCUCAACAAUACAUUGCACGUGGAGGUUCUUCAAAAGAUCAAAAAAAGACUCCGAUCGGACACAUUUACACGCGAGUAUAUCCUCGAUAUCAUCAAGCUCUAUCCGGAUCUUAUCAAGCUUCUCUACACCAAUUUUGCAAUGGUGCAUUACAUCAACCCUCCCCAUGAUGAAAUGCGUGUGUCGCUGUCAUAUCAGCGUCUGCAAACCACCCCUAUCUUAACGGAGGAGGAACUGCUGGACAAGAUCAAAAAGACAGUGUCGAACAAUCACGAAUUGAUGAUCUUUGAGUCUUACCUGACCUUCAACAAGCACGUGUUGAAGACAAAUUUCUACCAACCCACGAAGGUCGCUCUCUCCUUCAGAUUGGACCCUUCUUUCCUUCCAGAGAUUGAAUACCCGAACCACCUCUUUGGAAUGUUCCUUGUCAUCGGAAGCGAAUUCCGAGGAUUCCACCUUCGUUUCGAGGACGUGGCCCGUGGCGGAAUCCGCUUAGUUCGCUCUCGCAACAAGGAAGCGUACAGUAUCAACCUUCGUAGUCUCAUGGAUGAGAACUAUAAUCUGGCGGCAACCCAACAGCGCAAAAACAAGGAUAUUCCUGAGGGUGGCUCGAAGGGAACCAUUCUGCUCAACUUUGAUCAACAGGACAAACCGCGUGUGGCCUUUGAGAAGUACGUUGACGCCAUGCUUGAUCUACUCAUUGUUGGCGAGACCCCCGGUAUCAAAGAGAAGAUUGUGGAUUUGUACGGCAAGCCAGAGAUUCUCUUUUUUGGCCCUGAUGAAGGUACUGCCGACUACAUGGACUGGGCCAGUCAACACGCCCGUAAGCGAGGCGCCUCCUUCUGGAAAGCCUUCACGACAGGCAAGAGUCAGUCCUUGGGUGGAAUUCCUCACGAUACCUUUGGUAUGACCACGCGAUCGGUACACCAGUACGUCCUUGGCAUCUACCGCAAAUUGGGUAUUAAGGAGGAAAACGUGCACAAGCUGCAAACAGGUGGUCCAGAUGGUGACUUGGGAUCCAACGAGAUCAAGAUAUCGAAGGACAAGACCAUUGGUGUCGUGGACGGAAGCGGAGUGCUUUAUGAUCCUGAGGGUAUCAACCGCGAGGAGUUACUUCGUCUUGCCACCAAGCGUCUUAUGGUCAACCAUUUUGACAUGUCCAAACUUGGCCCUAAGGGAUUCCGCGUUUUGGUCGAUGAGACGAACGUACGUCUUCCGAACGGAACCGUCGUCGACAGCGGUGUCAAAUUCCGGAACGAGUUCCACCUGCACCCCCUCUCCAGUGCUGAUGUCUUUGUUCCUUGCGGUGGACGUCCCGAAGCUGUUGACCUUAGCAACGUCCAAGCACUGAUCAACUCCGACGGUUCUUCUCGCUUCAAGUAUAUUGUCGAAGGCGCCAACCUCUUCUUUACUCAAGAAGCUCGUCUUCGUCUCGAGAAGGCUGGAGCCAUUGUCUACAAGGACGCAUCUGCGAACAAGGGUGGUGUUACCUCCUCCUCCCUAGAAGUCCUCGCUGCUCUCGCCUUUGCAGACGACGAAUUUGCCGAAAACAUGCAAGUCAAGAACGGCGUUACACCUGCCUUUUACACCGACUACGUUAAAGCUGUUCACGGUAUCAUUGAAAAGAACGCCGAACUGGAGUUUGAGGCCAUUUGGCGUGAAUCGAACCGUACCAGCCUCCCAAAGUCCAUUAUUUCCGACCAACUCAGUUUGGCAAUUGUCAAGUUGAAUUCGGAACUUCAAUUGACGACUUUGUGGGACAAUGUUCCCUUGAGGCUCAUUGUCCUUCAAGAGGCCUUCCCAAAUAUUUUAUUGGACAAGCUGGGAUUGGAGACGCUUCUAAAGAGGGUACCGGAAACAUACGUCAAGGCCAUCUUUGGCAGUUACUUGGCCAGUCGAUUUGUCUACAAAUACGGGACGGAACCCAGUCAAUUCGCAUUCUUUGAAUACAUGGCUCCGUAUUUCGCGAAACUCUCUCAACAACAGUGAAAUGGUUAGCUACAGACUUUUCUAACAGAACAUUUGUUGGACAUUAUUGUUUUAGUCAUUACAGAGUGGGAAGGUAGAUGGGGACAGUGCGGGGCAAUGGUGGGCGUUUUCAUAGAGACUUGCGAAUUUGUGUGAGUCCUGUUCUUUGCAUGCAAAUGACAAUCUGGUUACAUUACAUACAUUAUGAAUUUGUUUACUAGUCACUUGGUAUCGAAAUGUUGACAAUUUCGAAUUGACGAUAAAUUCUCGCAAGACAGAGCAUUCAUCAACGGUUGUCCGGGACGUUCACCAAAUCGGCAGUAUUGCAAUAUAUUUUUAUAAGUCCAAAAAUAAAGAAGUAAUAGAAUAUGCAAACUUGUACAAA
Molecule: messenger RNA, 3549 nt
Organism: Spizellomyces punctatus DAOM BR117
Lineage: Eukaryota; Fungi; Chytridiomycota; Chytridiomycetes; Spizellomycetales; Spizellomycetaceae
Product: glutamate dehydrogenase (NAD(+))
Exons: 8
Coding region: 117-3185 (1022 amino acids)
Cellular component (GO): mitochondrion
Molecular function (GO): L-glutamate dehydrogenase (NAD+) activity
Source: RefSeq, a predicted model, not a curated record